AUGGCUUCACACUAUUCUGAUGAUGAAGAAGAAAAGGUUAGUAAUGGAACAUCCUCUCAUAAUGAUUCUCAAGGUGCUAUUGAUGAACUUCUAAAUGAAUGUUCUGACAAAAAUACUAAAGAAUCUGAGAAAGCUGAAAAGAAAAACCCAAAAAUAACUGAAAUCCCAACUGUACAAAAAAUAUCAAGAAAUCGUUCAACUGUCUCUGAAGAAUUGAUUCUGGGUAACAAGGAUGAACCUAUAAGAACAAGGUCUACAUUCAAAAUAUCUGAGGAAACCCCUCUGGGAUUAGUGUAUUUGAUAGAGCCUACAUCUUGUGAUGAGGCACUUCAAGACAAUGAAUGGAUUCUGGAAAUGGAAGAAGAGCUUGAUCAAUUUGCAAAGAAUGACGUCUGGGAUCUGACUCGCGCCCUCUCCUCCCAAAACCCACCUGAACUAGAAACCAAUAUUCCUUCACCAUCUGAACAACCACCAACACCACCCUCUGAACCACACACAAAAACCACCGCUGAAAACCCCAUUACUCAACAAAUUGAACCUCCCACUAAAACCAUCCCCACACCAUCAACACCUAUAUCUCCCAUAUCUGAACCCGAACCCAUCUUUCCCACAUUGGAAGAGGCGGUAGCCUUAUUUGCUGAGUCUUUAGUGGAGAAGAUCAAAUCGCUAUCUGAAAACUCUAGAAUCAAUGAUGAUCCCUCUGCAGAUCAUCUGGCCAGAGAGGCGGAAGAGAGAGCUCGUAGAAAAGAUGAAGAAAAUGCUCGUCUAGAAGAAGAAGAACGAGCAAGAGAAGCUUCCGAAAAGGCCGCCGUUGAGACUGAUGCUGCUGCUAAAGCUGAAGCCAAAGCCAAGGUUGAUGCUGAAGAAGCAGCACGCAUAGCUGCGGAAGAAGCUGCCAAGGCUAGGGAUGAUGCCCUUACUCAGGGGGAGUGUUAG
Molecule: messenger RNA, 936 nt
Organism: Lathyrus oleraceus (garden pea)
Lineage: Eukaryota; Viridiplantae; Streptophyta; Magnoliopsida; Fabales; Fabaceae
Product: eukaryotic translation initiation factor 4 gamma-like
Exons: 5
Coding region: 1-936 (311 amino acids)
Source: RefSeq, a predicted model, not a curated record